AUUUUAUUUUUAAAUUAAUUUUCAAGCCUUAAAUCUAAUCAUAAACAUGUAACAAUUUAGUUAAACACGAAACUAAUCAAGAAAACAAGGUUAAGUAUGAAAAUAACAAUUUAAUGAUGAAGAUAAUCAAAAGUGAUUAAUAUUUAUUCAGAAUAGUAAAUAAAUGAAUGAGAGUGAAAAUUAAUUGACAAUUUGAUAUUAUUGAUUUACAACAAUUAAAUUAUUACCACAAUUAAUAGGGUUGAAUGAGCAACAACAGCUAAAUAAACUAAAUUGGUUACAACCUGUUACCAAUUUAGUUAAUUACCUCAUUUAAGUAAGUAAAUUGCAUUUUCAGAGGUUUAAUUGUGAUUUAGGAAAACCACGGAAUUUAAUUUCUCUAACAAUUAGUGACACCUUUUAAUUGUGAAAUAGUUUUAAAGUUAAUCUAGUGUCGUGAUUUAGUUUGGAUAAUGAAUCAAUUGAUUAGAAUUGAUUUACCAAUUGAACAAUCAACAACAACAACAACAACAGAAUCAACAAUCAAUCAAUGGAUAAACUUAAUUGUUUAACUUUACUAUUUGUGAUUAUCAUUGGACUGUCGUUGUUUCAACCAUCAGAUCAAUACCUUUGUCCGCCGCUUUACCCGCCGGCUUAUGGUUAUUUCAUCCGCUCUUGUGGUAACACCAUCGGCGAUAAUUGUAACAUUGAUUGUGAGAUCGGUUUUGAUAUCGUUGGUCCUUCGUAUCGAGUUUGCCGAGCUAACGGAACUUGGUCUGGGUCGGAAACAAUUUGUGUUCGACCUUCGAUCCAAUGUCCAAUGUUACGAAUCACCUCGAUCGGUUUAAGUGUUCAGGGUUGUCAAAAUUUCGCCGGUGGAAUUUGUUCAUUUUCUUGUUCUCCCGGGUUGAUGUUAGUCGGUGAGACCCGAAUUCAUUGUCGAACCGAUGGGACUUGGUCUGGGGGUAUUCCGACUUGUCGUCGAAUCUCUUGUCCAGCUCCGCCUUUACCUCCGGCCCAUGGUUCAUACAAUGGUGGAAUUGGUGGAUGUCCAUCGGCGAUCGGUUCUUUUUGUACCUAUCAAUGUAAUUCGGGCUAUUCUCUGAUGGGUUCACCUCAAAUUCAGUGCAACUCUGAUGGACAAUGGUCUGGACCUGCACCGACUUGUGCUCUUAACUCUGGUACAAGUAAUGGCCGUUUAUCCUCAGUUUGUUCACCACUUUAUCCUCCUGGAAAUGGUUCGAUCGCGGGUAAUUGUGGUCCAACUGUUUCCAUCGAUGAUACUUGUCGAUUUACUUGUCAUUCUAAUUUUCUUUUAAGUGGUUCGUCAAUUGUCACUUGCCAAUCGAAUGGUCAAUGGUCCAGUCAACCUCCACGUUGUAUCGACUCUUUCUGUCCCCCUGUUAAUCCCUCGCUAUCUACUUCAGCCAUUUACGCUUCUGGUCAAUGUAACCCUGGUCUUCCCGGGUCUUUGUGUAAUUUUGCUUGUCCGAAAGGAUCCACGUUAGUUGGAUCAUCACAAAUACUCUGCCAAUCAGACGGAACUUGGAACACCGCUGUACCUUCAUGUCGACGGCCAAGUUGUUCCAAUCUUUCCCCUCCAACCAAUGGACAAUUAUCGGGCUCAUGUAGUCCUGGAAAUUUCGGUGAAUCUUGUACAUUUUUCUGUAAUCCUGGUUACUCUUUAAUUGGAUCAUCCAAAUUAACUUGCGAAUCAACUGGCCAAUGGUCAACUAAUCCGCCCUCUUGCAUACUCAAUGGUUGCCCUGAUCUUCAGGUUCCUCUUGGUGGUUUAUUCAAACCAGCGACAUCCUCAGCAUCGAUAAACUGUCCCGGUUGUCCAAAUAGCUGUUCCGGUCAACCAGGAAAUAUUUGCACUCUACUUUGUGGUCGAGGCUUCAGGUUACUAUCAAAAAAUGGCGGAUCCACAACAAUGUGCAAUCCAUCAACGAUGAGGUGGGAACCCGAACCAGCGACCUGUGUCCGUGAACGAUAUUUACCUUCAUCAGCCACUUCAUCACUCUCAUCACUAUCAACUCAAUCAUCUAAAUCAUCAAUCACCAAAUCAACCAAUUUAAAAUCACCCUAAUUAUUUAUCUCAAACUCUUUAUAAUUCUCAUCAUUUUAAAUUAAUUGUCUUUUUUUUGGACAAUCAAUUUUGAUAGUUACUUUUUUAAGGUCAAUACAAAAACGAAAUGUUAAUCUCACCCUUCAGAGUGAAUAAAUUAU
Panonychus citri (citrus red mite) is the source of this 2208-nucleotide messenger RNA. RefSeq names its product P-selectin-like. The transcript has a single exon. Lineage: Eukaryota; Metazoa; Arthropoda; Arachnida; Trombidiformes; Tetranychidae. The record is from RefSeq and is a predicted model, not a curated record. Bases 530 to 2068 code for a protein of 512 amino acids.